AUGGAUAAGACGUGGAUUUCGCUGCCAAGGAAUAGCAUCGAGUACUUAGAAGGAGGAACGAAAUUCGCCAAUUCAUCAGCAAGAAGAUUGGGCAAUCUGUUUGAAAUGCUAUGCCCAUGUAGAGAUUGCCGCAAUGUAUGCCAUCAGUUGAUAGAUGAAAUUGUUGAGAAUCUAGUGAUAAGGGGUACGGAUAAGAAGUAUAAGACUUCUUGUUGGAGUAUUCAUGGUGAAAAAAGAGCAUCUACAGAAGACAGUGGUCCUCAACACGAAACAGAGGCAUUUGACUUGUUUAAGACAGCAAUCUCUAUGGGUGAAGGUGAACCAACUCUGAGGAAUGAUGAUGAAGCAUUAGAGGCAAACGACGGUGAAGCAGUAGAGGAAAAUGAGUUUAGGAAAAAGUUAAGAGAAGCUGAAACUCCAUUAUUCAAGGUUAAGAGUGGUGUGUCAGAGAACUACGUUGAUCAGCUGUUGGAUUUAAUUCAGGACAUGCUACCUGAAGACAUUGUACUGUCAAAGAGUUUAGCUGCAAUCAAAAAAUUUCUGAAGAUAUUUGGUUUCGGAUAUGAAAAUAUUCAUGCUUCCAAGAAUGAUUGCAUACUAUAUAGGAAGGAGUUUGAGAAGUUAGACAGCUGUCCAAGAUGCAAAGUUUCAAGAUGGGAGAAGGAUAAGCACAGUAAUGAGAUGAAGGUUGGGAUUCCAGCAAAGGUCCUUAGAUAUUUUCCAAUCAAGGACAGAUUUAGGAGGAUGUUUGGAUCAAAAAAGAUGGCUGAAGAUUUGCGGUGGCACUAUACCAAUGGCACUAAAGAUGGUACAAUGCGAUACCCCGUUGAUUCUAUAUCAUGGGCACAAGUGAAUGCUACAUGGCCAGACUUUGCUGCUGAACUAAGGAAUCUUCGACUUGGAAUUUCUAUAGAUGGUAUGAACCCUUUCUCCAUGCAAAACACCAAUCACAGCACAUGGCCAGUGUUGUUGGUGAACUAUAACUCGCCUCCGACUAUGUGUAUGAAGGCUGAAAAUAUAAUGUUGACUUUGUUGAUCCCUGGUCCAACAGCUCCUCGGAAUAACAUAGAUGUUUACUUGGCACCACUGAUAGACGAUUUAAAAGAUUUGUGGGCUGAGGGUAUUGAAGUCUACGACUCAUUUGCGAAAGAGAAUUUCACACUUAGAGUCAUGCUGCUUUGGAGUAUCAGUGACUAUCCAGCCUUAGGAACAUUGUCUGGAUGUAAAGUGAAGGGGAAACAAGCCUGCAAUGUAUGUGGAAAAGAUACACCUUCCAGAUGGCUUAAGUUUAGCCGUAAGUUUGUCUAUAUGGGGAAUAGAAAGAGACUACCGCUUGGCCAUCGUUACAGAUAUAAAAAAGCUUGGUUUGACAACACUGUUGAGGAAGGGAAUGCUAAAAGGAUACAAACUGGUGCUGAAAUAUAUGAGACACUACAAGCUUUUAGGAAUGAUUUUGGAAAACCUCUAGACAAGGGAAUUAAAAGAAAAAGAACUGAGUUGGAAGAUGAUGAGGUGGAUCAAGAAGAGUGUGGAGAAUCAAAUGAUCUAUGGUGGUCGAAGAAGAAAUCAAUAUUCUUUGAACUACAUUACAGGAAGGUAAAGUAA
This is a messenger RNA of Camelina sativa (false flax), 1605 nucleotides long. Lineage: Eukaryota; Viridiplantae; Streptophyta; Magnoliopsida; Brassicales; Brassicaceae. The record is from RefSeq and is a predicted model, not a curated record.